Messenger RNA from Tauraco erythrolophus (red-crested turaco), 1720 nucleotides. The record is from RefSeq and is a predicted model, not a curated record. Lineage: Eukaryota; Metazoa; Chordata; Aves; Musophagiformes; Musophagidae.
AUGUCCCCUCCUGGCAGCCCUGCCUGCAGUGCUGAUAUAGAUGAAUGCAGCCUCCCUAACCGCCCGUGUUCACAGAAUCCGCUUGUGCAGUGCUACAACACACCAGGCUCCUACUCGUGUGGUCCCUGCCCCACAGGCUGGCAAGGAAAUGGCUACAGUUGCCAAGACAUUGAUGAAUGUGAAAGUAAUAAUGGAGGCUGCUCAACAGCGCCGAUGGUUCGAUGUAUCAACACAAUGGGAUCCUUCCACUGCGGGCUCUGUCCACCAGGUUACAAGGGAGAUGGGCAAACAUGUACCCAGGAUGAUAUCUGCUCAAUAAAUAAUGGAGGGUGCCAUCCCUUGGCUAAUUGUACCUCAGCUCCAGGGCAAAUGCCAUUUUGUUCCUGCACAUCUGGGUACACUGGAAGUGGAUAUGGGCCAAAUGGGUGCUCUCCUCUCAGUGAUAUCUGUCAGCUGCAAAACCCUUGUGCAAAUGGGCAGUGCUUGGCAAUGAUCUCUGGCUAUUUCUGCCUGUGUAACGCGGGCUGGACAGGCCCUAAUUGUACGGAGGACAUUGACGAAUGCGUUAGCAACCCGUGCCAGAAUGGGGGCAGCUGCACCGAUGGGGUCAAUGGCUACUCCUGUGAGUGCACCAGCGCCUGGACAGGACCACAGUGCCAGACUGCCCAGCAAGUUUGUGGAGGAUAUCUCUCAGGCUCCAGCGGGACUUUCAGUUACCCUAACAACCCAAACAGCCAGCGGUACAACAGUGAAGUCAGCUGUGCUUGGGUUAUCCACACUAAUCCCAACAAGAUCCUGCGUAUUAUGUUCCCAUUCUUCCGGUUGGAGACAAGUAAUGACUGUAACUCUCACUUCCUUCAAAUCCAUGAUGGGCUUUCAGCAUCAAUGCAUAUGCUGGGAAAAUACUGUGGCUCCUCACCUCCUACAGAGCUUUUCAGUUCCCACAACUCCCUGUAUUUUUGGUUCUACUCAAACCACGACAUUACGGCUGGAGGUUUUACUGUUCAGUGGGAAUCUCGGGAUCCUGAAUGCGGUGGUGAGCUGAAGGGUACUUACGGCUCUAUAAGCUCUCCAGGAUACCCUGGUAACUAUCCUGUAAAUAGAGACUGUUCCUGGACCAUCUCAACCAGUCCUGGCCUCCUCAUCACAUUUGCUUUUGGCACACUAAGCCUAGAACAUCAUGAAAAUUGCAGUUAUGACCAUUUAGAGAUUCGAGAUGGUCUUCUUCCACAAGACCCCAUCCUUGGUAAAUACUGCAGCACUAGAUCUCCACCCCCACUCCAAACCACUGGUCCGUAUGCAUGGAUUCACUUUCACUCUGAUAACUUAGUUACUGAUAAAGGCUUCCACAUCCUCUAUACAACAUCUCCUGCAGAUCCAAGUUGUGGAGGAAAUUACACGGAUAGUGAAGGGGUUAUCAUGUCCCCUUUCUGGCCCAACCCUUAUAUCAACAACCGACAGUGUAUCUACAUUAUCAGACAGCCAGAAGAUGAAAAAAUAUACCUCAGCUUCACCCACAUGGAGCUGGAGAGUGACACUGGUUGUUCAUCGAAUUAUAUUGAGGUUCGAGAUGGUGACAGUGAGAUGUCUUCCCUUAUUAGCAAAUUCUGUCGUAGUACACUCAUGUCUCCAAUCACUUCUACCAGCAACAGUCUCUGGAUCAAGUUCAAAUCUGAUGCUUCUGUGCAAAGGGCUAGCUUCAGGGCCAUUUACCAAGUUG